AAGCGAAUUGUUCCCAACGACCUAGCUCAAUAUGUAUAUUUUCGAUGUUCCAAGACAUUCCUCAGUCAUUCGCUCCUCUUCAUGUGGAGCCAUAAAAGCAUCCUUGCAACUUUCUUGGCGGUCUCCAUCGUUGUCAUUGCAUACUAUCUCCCGCAUACCAACCAAUACCUGAAGUCUUUGACGCUUUCUGACAAUAUUACCACUACGUAUCAGCGUAACAUCUCGAAUAUGGCUCUGAAGAAUGUUUCUCGUAAAGUCCUUCAGAGUGUGCUCGCCGUUGAGCAGUCGGAGGGAGCCGGGGCGCGUGUCCGACGGUCCAUUGGUGGAAUGAAACUACGCAACCUGACGCCUUUCUUAUUGUUGGAUCAUUUCCAUGUCUCCGAAGGAGCAGGGUUCCCAGAUCACCCGCAUCGAGGACAGGCUACUGUCACUUAUAUGCUCGAGGGAUCGAGUCGACACGAAGAUUCCGCUGGACAUAAGGGUACCAUUGAGGCCGGUGGUGUCCAAUGGAUGACCGCAGGCAAAGGAAUCAUCCACGCUGAAAUGCCUGUACAUGCACCGGGUGUACCAGAGCCCCGAGGAUUGCAGCUUUGGGUCGAUCUUCCAAAGGAACACAAGCUGACUGAUCCCUCGUAUCAAGAGCUUGGUCCCGACGGCAUUCCUACAGCUUAUCCUGAAGGCACAGAUGGUCCAUCAAGGAUCAAAGUCAUCAGUGGGAAGACCUAUGGCGUCGAGUCACCCGUCCGUCCUCUUGGGGGAUGUUGGUACUUCCAUGUUAUCGUUGACAAGAAGGGGCAUUCAAUAUUUCAAGAAAUACCUGUUGGCUGGACCACCUUCAUCUAUAUGCUCAAGGGCGUGGUGAGAAUUGGCGAUGAUCCUAGCAAACAUGAAGCUUUCCAUACGCUGGUCUUAUCAGCGGACAAGGAUGAGAAUGGUGUGAAGGUCACUUCUGAGGAAGACAACACUGAGUUCAUCCUCGCUGCCGGUGAACCUCUGGACCAGCCUGUUGUCCAGCAUGGUCCAUUCGUCAUGACAAGCCGAGAGGAAAUUCAGAAGACGAUGCUUGACUACCAAACUGGCAGGAACGGAUUUGAGAAGGCACACACUUGGAAGAGUGAAAUUGGAAACCAGUAAUGACGGAGUGUUACUGAUUGUUUUAUUUCUGAUAUCUGUAUGGGCUUUUUAAUCCAUUGACUGUAUCCAUAGCAUACCAUUGAAUGAUCAUGCAAUCACGAAUGUCGCG
Molecule: messenger RNA, 1243 nt
Organism: Somion occarium
Lineage: Eukaryota; Fungi; Basidiomycota; Agaricomycetes; Polyporales; Cerrenaceae
Source: the annotation of a GenBank genome assembly